AUGAAGGGAAAAAAUGCAACCUUGCUGACAGAAUUUGUACUUCUGGGGUUCCUGAACCAGACCAAGAUAGACACCCUCCUGCUGGCAAUGAUUCUACUUGCUUCUGUGACUGCCUUGUUGGGGAAUGCUCUCCUCAUGUUUCUAAUCCAGGUGGAUUCCCGCCUUCACAUCCCCAUGUACUUUUUCCUCAGUCAGUUGGCCUUCUUGGACAUCUGUCAGACCCUCAUCAUUGUCCCUAAAAUGUCAGCGGACUUCCUGAUCCCAGGCAACCCCAUUUCUCUGGCUGGUUGUGGGACACAAAUCCUUCUCACCCUGACCAUUGGAGCAUCUGAAUCCCUCCUCCUGGCAGUCAUGUCUUACGACAGGUAUGUAGCAAUUUGCCAUCCCUUGCAAUACCCCAUCCUCAUGAGCAAGAGAGUCUGCCUGAGCCUGGCAGCUGGGGUGUGGUGUGGUGGGACACUAGAUGCCUUCAUAAACAUGGUGUAUGUGAUACAGCUGCCCUAUUGUCACUCCAAAGAGAUUAACCAUUUCUUCUGUGAGAUCCCAGCUCUGCUGAAGUUAUCCUGCUCCGACACCUCCACUUAUGAGACUGCAGUGUUCAUAAGUGGUGUUAUCUUGCUCCUCAUUCCUUCCUCCAUCAUACUGGCUUCUUAUGCCCGCAUCCUCUCUGCAGUCCUGAGGAUGAGCUCAGCUAAGGGAAGGCACAAGGCUCUGGCCACUUGCUCCUCACAUCUGACUGUAGUGGGGCUGUUCUAUGGGGGAACAAUGUUCAUGUACAUGAGACCCAAUGCCUACCACUCGCCGGACCAAGACAAGAUCAUACCUGUGUUUUAUACCAUUGUCACUCCAGUACUGAAUCCCCUCAUAUACAGCCUGAGAAACAGGGAUGUCUUAGGAGCCCUAAGAAAGCUGUUUGGGAAGUAUAAUUCCUCAUAA
Molecule: messenger RNA, 936 nt
Organism: Alligator mississippiensis (American alligator)
Lineage: Eukaryota; Metazoa; Chordata; Crocodylia; Alligatoridae
Product: olfactory receptor 2V1-like
Exons: 1
Coding region: 1-936 (311 amino acids)
Biological process (GO): G protein-coupled receptor signaling pathway
Cellular component (GO): membrane
Molecular function (GO): G protein-coupled receptor activity; olfactory receptor activity
Source: RefSeq, a predicted model, not a curated record